Trichoderma asperellum CBS 433.97 is the source of this 654-nucleotide messenger RNA. NCBI's taxonomy places the organism in Eukaryota, Fungi, Ascomycota, Sordariomycetes, Hypocreales, Hypocreaceae. The record is from RefSeq and is a predicted model, not a curated record.
AUGUCUAAAUAUCGUCGAGGAAGAGCGGACGCAAUCGCGAAUCGUUUGCGGAUUGGACAACAGAAAUACGAAGAAAAGAUGAAAGCACUGAGAGAAAAUGACGCGCAAAUUAAUGAAAUACUACGUCAAAUCUGGUAUAAUUUAGGGAAGCUAGAGAGAGAUCUCUCGGUUGAUCAUCAAGAUCAGCACCUACCAUCAAACCACAAAGGUGCCUCCCGCAUGUUAGCUGCACCUGAAUCUAGGUCCGAGUCCACCGAGCCUAGAUUCAAAGCUAACUCCAAUGACAAUCCUAAGCCUGAGGGUUGCAGUUAUGUUUCUCGAAGUUUAGACACUCGUGAUUCUCGAUCGUUGGAAGUUAUCGAAGACCCUACAAUAGACUGUCUAGAUCUUGGAAGCACCGGUGAUGCUACUUUGCUUCAAUCUUGUAAACCAAUGAAGAAGAUUGGGUCACGGAGGUGCAGCAUAUUUUCUGGUGCUGAGAGAAGGGUUUUGAAGAAGCCGUAUCGAAAAACUGAAUAUUCUGAAGAAGACGAUCGAUCAUAUAAAUUUCCUUGCACUGAUCAAGUUGGGACUCGGAAUGCUAUAUUGAAGCUUUCGAUCAGGAGGUUGGAGACUUAUAGCAACCAAGAAGGUUUUGGAGAAAAUUUCAGAUGA